AUGAAUAAACCAGUAAUAGGAAUUGAUCUCGGGACAACCAACUCGUGCGUCGCAGUCUUUAAUAACAAAGUGGAAGUCAUUGCCAACGUAUUAGGUAGCAGAAUAACACCUUCCUGUGUUUCUUUUGAUGAUAAUGAAACUAUUAUUGGAGAGGGGGCAAAAAAUCAAUUAGGAAAGAAUCCUGAGAAUACUGUCUAUGGAACAAAGAGGUUAAUUGGAAGAGACUUUGAUGAUCCCGAAGUUCAACAUGAUAUAACUCAUUUCCUAUUCAAGGUUGUGAAUAGAAAUGGAAAGCCAUUCAUUCAAGUACAAUACAAGAAAGAGAUCAGAACUCUUCCCCCUGAAGAAAUUUCUGCAAUGGUAUUAGAAAGUGUGAAGUGCACAGCAGAAGAAUAUCUAGGUGUAAAAGUCGAGGAUGUGGUUAUUACAGUUCCAGCAUACUUCAACGAUUCCCAAAGAAAAGCAACCAAAGCAGCUGGUGAAAUUGCUGGUCUCAAUGUCCUAGGGAUCAUCAAUGAACCAACUGCUGCAGCACUUGCCUAUGGGCAGUCCAACAACAAAGAUUGCAAAGAAAGAAACUUAUUGGUAUAUGACCUUGGAGGUGGAACCUUUGAUGUUUCUUUGGUCACCCAUUGCAAAGACGUCUACGAAGUGAGAGCAAGUGAUGGCGAUAGCCAUCUAGGUGGAGAAGAUUUCGACAACAUUCUUGUUGACUAUUUUGCUAGUGAAUUCAUAGAAAGUUACCCUUGUAACCUCAAAUCCGACAAAACGUCAAUGGCUAAACUCAGAAAAGAAUGCGAGUCUGCGAAGAGAAGAUUAUGUGCUUCUCCUUCAACUGACAUAGAAAUUUCGUCCCUCUAUGAUGGAAAGGCAUUUAAAAGCAAACUCAGCAGGGCAAAAUUUGAUGAAUUGUGUGGAGAUCUCAUAAUGAAAACAAUGAAUACUGUUAAAGCAGUUAUCGAGGCAGGUGGAAUUAUUAAAAGUGAUGUGGACGAGGUUCUUCUUGUGGGAGGGUCUACAAGAAUUCCAAUGGUUCAGAAAGAGGUUGCAAAGUUUUUUGAAGGCACUAAGAUUAGCAAAAAAGCGAAUGCGGACGAAGUUAUAGCAGAAGGAGCUGCAAUUCAGGCUCAUAUACUAUCGACAGAGCCUAGAGUAGUGCUUCUAGAUGUUGCUCCUAAAUCCUUAGGAUUAAAGGCAAUUGGUGAUCGAAUGGUGAAAAUGAUUCCUAAGAACCUGGCUAUACCUUCUACUAAUUCCAAAGAUUUCACAACAGUUUCAGAUUAUCAAACUAAUUUGGUAGUCAAAGUAUUUGAAGGAGAGAAUGAAGUAUGUUCAAAAAACCGUCUACUUGGGGAGUUUGAACUAAGUGGAAUCCAAAGGGCCACAAAGGGAGAAGCUAGAAUAAUCGUGGUGUUCAAUGUCGACGACAAUGGUAUAUUGAAAGUAUCUGCUACAGAAUCAAAAACCAACAAGACAAAGUCUCUCACUAUUACCAAAUUAAAGGAGAGUUGGACAGAAAAGGAAAAACAACGAGUUUCAACUGAAAUUGAAGAGUUUAAAAGAGAUCGAGAGCUUCACUCAGCAAUGAGUAAAGAAAUAGAACAAGAAAUCUAUAAAAUUGAACACCUUCUCAGUGCAAUGAACAAUGUUCUCACAGAUCCUAGAAUUAAAAGCAAGAUACCUGCUAAGAUUAAAAGAGAUAUCAUCAUACAAAUCAUUGAUGCCAACAAGUGGUUACUGAAUGCAGAUAAGGAGUCUUUACAAACUUGUAAAGAUAAAUUUUCUACUCUUAAAUUCUUUUCACAGGCGUGUAUUCCAAAUGGGGAAGGAAUUGAUAUUGGAUCUACACAAAGUCGGCUCUUUGCCAUCAAUGACGAUAAGGAAUUCGCCAGUCCGUCCAAACCAGAAGCCGAAGUCCAACAAAAUGAACUUGAACUAUGCGUGCUAACUGUACCCAGUAUUUUAAGUUCGAAACUAUUAGCGAACCCUGAUAUAAGUGGGAGAAACCAAAUGGUUAUCCAAAGGGUAAUAGAUGAUAUUAAGAAAAAGACAAAGCUGAAAUAUGAUAUUGAAUUCCAACAGUGCUACAUUUCACUUCCCAGGUGGUAUAUCGAGAAAAAUAAGUUACCGAGUGAGUUCAAGAUACAAGACAGAUGUAAAUGUUUAAGAAAUUCUUAUAUAUCCAAAGUUCCCAAUGGAAAAGUUCUAUUCAUUGAUGUUGGAAGUCAACUUGAAAUUUCUUGCUUCGCAGGAAAUAAGAUUAUUUUUAGUCAUUAUUUCUCCAAAUUGGGUGGUAACAAGUUCGAUAAGGACCUAGUAGCAUCAUGCGUUGAAUCAUUUGAGCCAAGACAUAUAUCUCUCUACAGAAAAGAUCCAGUAGCACAAAAAAGACUUGAGUUUGCCUGUAGACUAGUGAAGGAGAGCUUUGGAGAUAAAGACGAAGUGACGGCCAAUAUUUACGACUUUUUGGAUAGCACUGAUUUUGUAAGGCUGAUCUCCAAAGAUAAGUUGAUUGCAAUAUUAAAGAACAGCUUCAAUGAAUUAAGAAGAGCAAUUUCAGAGAAACUUAAAAUCGAGAGAGUGGACGAAAUAGAUGAAAUUGUGUUAGCUGGAAGAGCUGCAAAUGUUCCAGGUCUCCAAAAUUUUAUAACAAGAGCAUUCAAGGGUGCUAGCAUUGACACCUUAGAUAAUUUUUCCAUUGCUAAAGGUGCUGCUCUUGAGAUGAAGAAGAAGGAAAGACUGGAGAAGAUUGACAAGUCCUAUUUCACUACACCGAAGAAGUUCUUCAAUGUAAUCUCCAAACAUGCGGCUACUACUCUUCACCAAGGGGAUGGAAAUUGA
This is a messenger RNA of Scheffersomyces stipitis CBS 6054, 2841 nucleotides long. RefSeq names its product heat shock protein 70 (gene HSP70.4). NCBI's taxonomy places the organism in Eukaryota, Fungi, Ascomycota, Pichiomycetes, Serinales, Debaryomycetaceae. The coding region runs from base 1 to 2841 and encodes 946 amino acids. Gene Ontology annotation, biological process: protein refolding; cellular response to unfolded protein. The transcript is spliced from 3 exons. Gene Ontology annotation, cellular component: cytoplasm. The record is from RefSeq and is a predicted model, not a curated record. Gene Ontology annotation, molecular function: ATP-dependent protein folding chaperone; misfolded protein binding; ATP binding.